UUUUGCCCUACAUUUAUAUUUUACAUUUCGAGUCUACUUUCAAUUUCUAUUUUCCCUUUGUCGACUUUUCAAGUUCGUCCAUACUAUUACCGAAAUGGCAGGUAUAGUGAGGAGAAUUAUUCAAACUGCAAAGGCUCCAUCAGCCAUAGGACCAUACAGCCAAGCAGUCCUAGUAGAGAACACUCUGUAUGUGUCCGGACAGAUAGGAAUGAGCCCCAAAGAUGGAAACAUUGUACAAGGGGGCGUGGUGCCUGAAGCUGAGCAGGCUUUGAAGAACAUGCAGGCAAUUUUAGAAGAAGCAGGCACUACAAUGGAUAAUGUUGUCAAAGCCACAGUUUUGUUGGAUGACAUCAAUAAUUUCGGAGCAGUGAAUGAAGUGUAUGCCAAAUUUUUCCAGAAGAGUUUUCCAGCACGAGCAGCUUAUCAAGUUGCAGCCUUACCAAAGGGGGCCAAAGUGGAGAUUGAGGCUGUGGCUAUUGUUGGAAAACUGGUGGAUACACAAUGACUAGAGGCUAGACUAUAGUCCAAAUACUUGUACAAUUUUGACCAGCAUACCUCUAAGGAAGUCCGAUUGAAUACUUCAUUUUUAUACAAAUUUAAAAGCAGUCAUUAUACAUGGUAUACACUUUUAAAUUUAUAGUUUACAAAACCAGAUAUUUUUGUAUGGAAAAAAAAACAAAAACAUUUUAUAA
Magallana angulata is the source of this 692-nucleotide messenger RNA. RefSeq names its product 2-iminobutanoate/2-iminopropanoate deaminase-like. The transcript is spliced from 6 exons. Bases 95 to 505 code for a protein of 136 amino acids. Lineage: Eukaryota; Metazoa; Mollusca; Bivalvia; Ostreida; Ostreidae. Gene Ontology annotation, cellular component: cytosol. The record is from RefSeq and is a predicted model, not a curated record. Gene Ontology annotation, molecular function: deaminase activity.